GUGGGCAUAUCCAGAUCCCGGUGGACGGCGCCGUGUCCUGAGGAGUGUCCCGUUGCCAUUGCCAUUCCCGGGGCGUGUCCCGGUGCCGUGUCCCGGGGAGUGUCCCGUUCCCGAGGCGUGUCCCGUUGCCGUUCCCGGGGCGUGUCCCGGUGCCGUUCCCGGGGCGUGUCGCGGUGCCGUGGGCGGGCCGCGCCGAGGCCGCCAUGGCGCUGAGCGGGGCCCUGGCGCUCCGUGUCGCCUACGCGUCCUUCGGUGCCCUGAGCGGCCUCUCGGCCUUCUGCGCCUGGAGCGUCGUGCCCGCGCUGCGCCAGCCCGGCACGGCUGCGGCCGGCGGGCUCUCGGGUGUGCUGGCGCUCUGGGCCCUAAUCACGCAUGUGAUGUACCUGCAGGAUUACUGGAGGACCUGGUUAAAAGGGCUGAGGUUCUUCCUCUCCGUCGGGAUCCUCUUCUCUGCCCUCUCCGGGCUGGGCUUCUGUGCCUUCCUGGCCCUGGCCAUCACCCAGCACCAGUCCCUGACUGACCCCAAGAGCUAUUACCUGUCCUGUGUGUGGAGCUUCAUGGCGCUCAAGUGGGCGCUGCUGCUGAGCCUCUACUCGCACCGGUACCGCGCCGAGUUCGCCGACAUCAGCAUCCUCAGCGACUUCUGAGCCUCCCAGAAAGGUCUCCACCUCGACGGAAGCAGCUCCAGCACCCAAAACCCCACGGGAGCCUCCCUGGAGAGAGGAGGGAACGACCCCCAGACCCCCGACAGCCCCGGGGACCC
This is a messenger RNA of Pyrgilauda ruficollis (rufous-necked snowfinch), 763 nucleotides long. It is a transcript of the gene SLC48A1, whose product is annotated as solute carrier family 48 member 1. Lineage: Eukaryota; Metazoa; Chordata; Aves; Passeriformes; Passeridae. Gene Ontology annotation, molecular function: heme transmembrane transporter activity; heme binding. The coding region runs from base 204 to 647 and encodes 147 amino acids. Gene Ontology annotation, cellular component: lysosomal membrane; plasma membrane. The record is from RefSeq and is a predicted model, not a curated record. Gene Ontology annotation, biological process: heme transport. The transcript is spliced from 4 exons.